AUGGCUGAUCCUCUGGUACCUUCUAAUCAAGAAAGUAAAUUAUCUAUUUUGAAUAAAAAAAUUAUUGAAAUUAAAAAAAAAAUCCAGCUUUCAGAGGGACAAAGAAAAGCUAAUUUUGAAGAAUGUGAUGCUAAGAUACGUGAAAGUACUGAUAAAAUAACUAAUCUUAAGAAAGAUAUUAAAAAUUUGCUGUCGAAAUAUUCGAAAAUUAUAAAUAAUGAAGAAGCGGCAGAAAAAGUGUUACCAGUAAGUCGAGAGUCAUCGGCGUGUAUUAAAAAACGUGGACUGCAAGAAGCUAUUUCUCGUGUCGAUGAGGAUAAUAUUCGUUUGAGGAAAAAACUUGAUUUAAUCAAAUAUAAAAGUAAUAAGCAACAAGAACGACUUGCGAAACUCUUGAGAGAUUAUGAAGAGUUAAUGAGUGGACGUACACAAAAAAUGAUGAAAAAGAAACUUGAAGAUCCUUUAAAAAAGGUUCAAAACAAAAUUGUCAGCUUAGAAAAUCAAUUGCACCGCGUAAGCAUAAUGCAAAUGGAGGCGGAUAUAGUAAGAAAAAAGUACAGAUCUGUAAGAGCGAGCCUGAAAUCCGAUGCUGCAUUUUACGUGUCUUCGUUAAAAAAUUUAGAGCAAAAUUUAAAAGAUCAAGAACUUGAAAUAAAACAAUUACAAAGAGUGAAAGAAGAGGCAAUAGAAUUGAGAGAUAUAACGAAAGAAGCAUUGAUGCAUCAAGAAAUAGAAGCGAUGCAAAAAAGUAAAGAACGUGAUCAAAUAAUUCUUGACUAUAGACAGCGAGUUGAAGAUCGUAAACUAGAACUAGAACGUUUAGAGAGAAUAAUUUUUCCGAAUACUCGUUUGCCUGCACGUCAAGACGAUUUCGAAGCUGAAAAACGUCAGGAUGAUAGUGAAGAAGUUGAUGAUAAGCCUGUAGAUGAAAUGACCCAUCUUCAAGAAGCAUUUACUAAAUUACGAAGUGCUACAGGUGUUACUAAAAAUGAACAAGUACUUGAUAGAUUUUUAAGUCAACGUGCUACUAAAGAUAAAUUACAAAAAAUGCGAACUUCUAUGGAAGAAGACAAAAUCAGUUUAGAAAAACGUCGGCAACAAUUUACAACCGAAAUUGAAUUACAAAAAUUUUCUGAAACUAAAGACGCUGAUCAAAACGCUGAAAAAUUAUCGAAAUUAAAUGCACAAAUAGCAGAGCAAACGGAACGACAAACAAAAGCUGAAAUUGAAAGUAAACGUGUGCAAGAAGUAAUUGAUGAAGUUGCAUUGAUGCUUUGGAAAUUUUGUGAUAGACUUCGUGAUGUUAAUGAGACGCCGGUAGCAUCUGAAGAAUCUUGUGAAAACCCGUACGCACUUUUAGAGCUUCUGGAAGAAAAGUUAAAAGCGGCUAUUAAUAUUAUGGGUGGAGCUGAUAAAUAUCAUCAGUGGAUCAAAGAAACAGCUGCUGAUAAGAUCGAUAUUUUAUCGAUGGAAUCAGUGGGCCAUGAAAGAAAAAUAGAUGCUGAUGAAAGGCCGUUAUUUCCCCGGUUUCCUGGAACACCAACUCCAGCAGCAGCACCUGUGCCGUCGGACGAUGAGGAAGAAGUACCUACGAGAAGUAUUCUCAAGAGACAAGCUCAACUUCUUGUCGACACGAAGAGCCGAAGAAAAGCCUUCAAUUUCAGAAGAUAAUAACUUA
This is a messenger RNA of Microplitis demolitor, 1678 nucleotides long. It is a transcript of the gene CCDC151, whose product is annotated as calponin homology domain-containing protein DDB_G0272472. The record is from RefSeq and is a predicted model, not a curated record. Gene Ontology annotation, biological process: outer dynein arm assembly; cilium movement. Bases 1 to 1671 code for a protein of 556 amino acids. Gene Ontology annotation, cellular component: cilium. The transcript has 9 exons. NCBI's taxonomy places the organism in Eukaryota, Metazoa, Arthropoda, Insecta, Hymenoptera, Braconidae.